CAGAGAGCGGAGGUUGCGGUUAGAAGGUUUAAAGCCGGGUCCACACAGUGUCGCGGCUCGCCGCUAUGGCCGCGUACCACCUGACCAUCUACGCCCAACGAUACACAACAACGCAACCUGUCCGGCAUCGUGCAUCGCAUCGUACUCACGGUGCCGUACGUCCGACCGACUGGUACCAGUACGGUACCAGUUGCCCUGCAGCCGGCCACGCGCGCGCGCCUUCCUUCUCCCGUCUAAACGUCGCCAUCGCCGAUCCCAUGAUUCGAUCGAUACGCCGCUACGCCGACCGAGAUCAUCGACCGACAACAGCCCAACAAUCGCCGUCCUCCUUUCGUCCAAGGGACGACGACCAAGGGAUCUCCACCUUCGCCCACUGAGAGAGAGAGAGCGAAGACGAGCCCUCGUUACAUCGGCUUGGUUACGCGGCAAAAAAGAGAGGCGAGAGAAGCGUGCUGGUUGCGGCAGGUCACGAGGAACGGGUCUUAAGAUGGCCUACAUUAUCCGGCCUUAUCGGUGAGAGAAAGAAACAGGGAGGAGAGAAGAGGCGACCACGUGGCGGGAGAAACGGUCGAGAUAAUAGCCGGACGGAAAGAAAAAUGGGACAAGCUUGGUGCAAGGAGAAGACCUCGAAGGCACAGGACUCCAAAUCACCUCUGGAUCGAGUCUUCGUACGAUGCGCGCAUCGGAUCUACCCCAGUUUGAAGGAAGAGGGAUCGAUGUUGGGCGGUGGCACGCAAAGAGUGACAAGGUGGGUUAACGAAUGGGGCUCGAAUCUGAGGGACGCGACACCGAUUCCACCGCCGAGACGUCGAAAGCGGAACAAGGGCAGGCCUUUGCCGCCUAAACCGGACGAGGUGAGCGCCGAGAACCCGUCCAACCGGGAGGAGGCCGGCAACGAACCGUUAUACUCGUCGGUGAGGUCGCCGAAAAGCAGCGGGGACGAGCAGGAGGCGGAAGAGAAGACGAGGCCGACGUACGAGAGCGACGGUAAAAGGAGCGUUAAGGAGAUUUAUCAGCACAAGGUUAACGGGACCGGAAGAAUAAUAUCGAGCGACGUGGUUUCCGGGAGAAGGUGGUGUCGGGAAAGCGACGAGUACGAAAGAUUCGCCAACAGCCGCACGAGCAGGGAUUCCUCCACCCCGAAGCGCGAGGAGAAGAGGAAAUGGAGGCAAGGGGAGAAGCGAACGGAGGCGGAGGAGGAGGAGGAGAAGUGGAGCGGUAACGCGAGGCACAAACACUCGAGCACCGUCAGCCUGCCGAAUUACGACGAGUUGGACACGGCUAGGCAUCGAUCGAGGGACCACGAGAUCGAGAACACCACUCGUCCGAGGAGGCCCGUCAGGAGCAGCACCGUCUCGCUCCCCGCCGAAUCCUUCCUCUCCCCAUUUUCCGAGAAAACGAGCGUGCGAUUGGAGGAUUACGUUCCAAGGUCCGAUAACCUAUCCCCGUAUCAGGUUAUAGAGAAGUUGGGCAGAGCGAACGGAAUGGUGAAAGAGUACGAGUACGUGAAGUACGACUCGAGCAAAGCGGAGCAUUGGGAAUUGAGCGACGUCGGAUACGACUCGGAAAUUCAGGAUAAAACUUGGGACGAGGAGGCGGACGCGGCCCAUUUCUCGAUCGGUUCUCGAGAAGACGAAAGGAGGAGAUCCCCCUCGAUAAACGGAGGCCACGUUUCUCCGGUCCGGUUGGAGAAGCCCGAAGCGUUCGGAAAAACGGCAUCCCCGCUGGUCGACCGAGCGGAACAGCUCGAUCCAAAUAGAUCUCACUCGAGACGCUACGACGAUCCACCACCUGUCACGGCAAACUGUUGCAACAAAAUUAUCGGCGAGUCGUCACCCUUCCAAGAGCCGUUCUUCUUGGACGAGGCGAAACACCGUUCCGUUUUAGAUACGAUCGAAGGGGCCGAAUCGAGGAUCACGACCGAGGAGGAGGAGGAGGAGGAGGAGGAGGAGGAGUUACGCUCCACAGCUCUGAUCAGAACCAUCUCCGAGGAGUCGUUGCCGCGCGAGAUGCUGGAGGAACCGGAUGACGACUUCUUCGACGAGAAACUGGCCAAGGACGCGCGCAACAAUAAUAUGAAAAAGUGCCUCGUGGACGAUUGGAACGGAAGGAGCGGCGGCACACCGCCGCCCAGCCCCGAGCCCAAGAUCAAACCCACGGUCCUCGAUCCCGAUCAUUCCACCCUGUUCAAGAUCCUCAAGGAGGAGGCAGCGGAGGAGAGCAACGUGAGCUCCAUGACGCCCAGCCUCACCGAGCUCGAGGCCGCUCUCUCCGACAUGUUGGAGAAGGAGGACUCGCUCGAGGGAGGGAACAGACCUGGCAAGGAGGAGCCGAUCCCCAAGAUAUUGGAGCCCGUGAUCGAGGAGUUGAGAACGGACGAGGCGAGGAAGAAGGGGGAUGAAAAGAAGCAAUGGACGACGGACGAGAGGAAGACGGGACGAAAGGUGUCGUUCUGCUCGUGGGAAGAGUCGAUCGCGGAUAGACCCCCCGUAUCCCCGCGCGAGGACAACUUCUCCACCGAUCCGCCAAGGAAACCGAACAGGUCCAACAAGAGCACGGAGGAGGAUUUUUCGGACCUCGUCCCCACGCCCCCUCGAAGGAAGAACAAGAGCGGCCUCGGCUCGAGGAAGGAAUCCGAAAUGACGGGGCAAAAUGACCACGACAGACUUAUUUAAUCGUCGUUAAAUGGGCGGCCGAUUGUAUAUAUCUUUCUUGUACGUAUAUGUAUAUGUUGUGUAUCUAUCCGUGUGUAUGUACAAUACAUGAUCACGUAUUUCAAUC
This is a messenger RNA of Apis florea (little honeybee), 2781 nucleotides long. RefSeq lists its product as uncharacterized. The record is from RefSeq and is a predicted model, not a curated record. NCBI's taxonomy places the organism in Eukaryota, Metazoa, Arthropoda, Insecta, Hymenoptera, Apidae.